GCCCCUUCCCUAUUGGGGCUCCUGACAGAGGACACGAGACAGCGCGUUCGGCUGCGCCUGGGCGCUGGGCUGGGCGCUCGCCGAGACUCGUUGCUGUGGGGACUCGCCUGUCAUGGAGGAGCUGGAUGGGGCGCAGGUCGCGGCGGAGGCUUCCCGGUGAAGGCGGCUCCGGGGAGAGGGAGCCGGCGGGGCGUCCGCGCCUGGGGAAGAUUGUUGAGCACAGUCUGUGCUCUGAAUUGUUAGGACCGAAGAUCAGAGUCUUCAUGUUUGUUCACAGAGAUAACACAGAUCUAAGAAAAGGGUGUGGGUCUUCUGUUUGGACUCUGUAGUUCCAGUAGUCCCAUUAUCUGUGACACUGAAGGAUAAAAGCGGCACAGACUAAAUGGAUCUAAAGACAGCAGUGUUCAAUGCAGCUCGCGAUGGCAAACUGCGGCUCCUUGCAAAGUUACUGGCAAACAAAACCAAAGAAGAGGUGGCCUUGCUGAUGUCUGAAAAAACUAGUGGUGCUACACCACUUUUAAUGGCAGCCCGUUAUGGACAUCUUGAUAUGGUGGAAUACUUGCUGGAGCAUUGCUGUGCUUCUAUAGAAGUUGGUGGCUCUGUGAAUUUUGAUGGUGAAACCAUUGAGGGGGCUCCUCCAUUAUGGGCAGCUUCUGCUGCUGGUCAUUUGAAGGUAGUCCAAUGUCUGUUGGAUCAUGGCGCAUCUGUGAACAACACAACACUGACAAAUUCAACCCCACUUAGGGCAGCCUGUUUUGAUGGGCACCUGGAAAUAGUAAAGUACCUUGUGGAGCAUAAAGCUGAUUUGGAAGUAUCAAACCGACAUGGGCACACAUGCCUGAUGAUCUCAUGUUACAAAGGACACAAAGAAAUUGCUCAGUACUUGCUUGAAAAAGGUGCUGAUGUUAAUAGAAAAAGUGUUAAAGGAAAUACUGCAUUACAUGACUGUGCGGAAUCUGGAAGCUUGGACAUCAUGAAGAUGCUUCUUAAAUACUGUGCAAAGAUGGAAAAAGAUGGCUAUGGAAUGACUCCCCUUCUGUCAGCCAGCGUGACAGGUCAUACAAAUAUUGUGGACUUCCUGACGCAGCAUGUACAGACCAGUAAGGCAGAACGUAUCAAUGCUUUGGAGCUUUUAGGAGCAACAUUUGUGGACAAAAAAAGAGAUCUUCUCGGUGCUUUGAAAUACUGGAAAAGAGCUAUGGACAUGAGGUACAGUGACAGGACUAAUAUCCUCAGCAAACCUGUGCCACAAACACUAAUUAUGGCUUAUGACUAUGCCAAGGAGGUGAAUAGUGCAGAAGAGCUAGAAAAUCUUAUUGCAGACCCUGAUGAGAUGAGAAUGCAAGCACUGUUAAUUAGAGAACGUAUUCUUGGUCCUUCUCACCCAGAUACAUCUUAUUAUAUUAGGUACAGAGGUGCAGUCUAUGCAGACUCUGGAAACUUUAAACGAUGCAUCAACCUAUGGAAAUAUGCUUUGGACAUGCAGCAAAGCAAUUUAGACCCACUGAGCCCUAUGACAGCCAGCAGUUUACUGUCAUUUGCUGAACUCUUUUCCUUCAUGCUACAGGAUAGGGCAAAAGGCCUCCUAGGCACCACCGUUACAUUUGAUGAUCUUAUGGGAAUACUGUGCAAAAGUGUCCUCGAAAUAGAUCGGGCUAUCAAACAAACUCAGUGUCCACCUGACCAAAUACAGCUGAAUAAAGCCCUUUCUAUCAUUUUGCAUUUAAUUUGCUUGCUGGAAAAAGUUCCUUGCAGUCCAGAACAGGACCAUUUUAAAAAGCAGACUAUUUACAGGUUUCUUAAACUGCAGCCUAGAGGGAAGAAUAACUUCAGCCCACUUCAUCUUGCUGUUGAUAAGAAUACUACAUGUGUGGGUCGUUACCCUGUUUGCAAAUUCCCCUCUCUACAAGUUACUGCUAUACUGGUGGAAUGUGGUGCCGAUGUAAAUGUUAGAGACUCUGAUGAUAACAGCCCCUUGCACAUUGCUGCACUGAACAACCAUCCAGACAUCAUGAAUCUUCUUAUCAAGUCAGGUUCACACUUUGACACCACAAACUUGCAUAAACAAACUGCUAGUGACUUGCUGGAUGAGAAGGAAAUGGCAAAAAAUUUGAUCCAGCCCAUAAAUCAUACUACGCUGCAGUGUCUUGCUGCUCGUGUUAUAGUGAAUCAUAGCAUAUGUUAUAAAGGGCACAUCCCUGAAAAGCUAGAGAACUUUGUGUUGCUCCAUAGAUGAUAGUAUGACAACUGUUGAAGCACGAGUUGGUGACAUUAAUUGUUGCUUUCUCAAGCACUGUUGUGAUACACCAGCAUUCGUUUAGCUUGACCUAUCGUGUUCUCAUUGGCUAAAGCAUCAUUAGCAUCAAAUCUGCAGAAUUGGCUACCCAGUAUUUAAUAUGAAUAUGCCAUAUAAUAUAUUUUGUGGAUUAUUUAGAAAUGUAAUGCCAUAUUUAGACUCUCUUAAAAUUGUCCACCAAAGGCUUGUCUACUCUGGUUUUAUUUGCCUGUUGGGUGUUUGGGACUGAGAUGAAUAUUUUUCACUGGUGUCUUUUUACCAUUACUGGUAUGUGGAUUUUAUACAGUUGGAAGGUCAUCUUUUUUGUUUUUGCUUGCGCAUUUCUACUCAAAUUCUGUUUUUUCUAUGAACUCAUUGCUAAACUGAACAAGUUAUAUGGACUUGUUAACAUUUGCAAUUACCAUAAGUGCUUUAUCUUCUCUAUGCACUGGCUUAAACAUGACUGUUGUGUGUUAGCAUAUUUCUAUGCAGCAGUUGGCCAACUUCAGCUCAAACAGCAUUUUUUGCAGUUUUAUGGAGCUUUUUCUGAGAACACUUCCUUCACAGCAUGACAAUUUUUGGAGCUACGUGUCAAUUGUCCAAACUUUUUGGUUUGACUUUUAUUCUAGCUGUAUCUGAGGUUGCUUUCUUAGUCCUCUUGAAAUAUGUGCUAAAUUUGGGAGAAAAAUCUGUUCUUGUUCUCUUGGUAAUCCAGUUGAAAUUUAAGUCUAAGUCAUUCUGAUGCAUCAUGCAGCAAGGGGAAGAGUCCUUAUCAUGUACAUCUAUCUCUUUCCUUCUGCACUAAUGUCUUGUUUGUGCUGACUGUGUGACUUAUUUAGAGAUUUUGCUCAAAUUUUUAACCUCAAACUUAAUAAUACACUUGAAUAAGAAAUUAAUUGAAUGUAUGCAGUAGUCUGAAAUUACAAAUCAACUUCUUUACCUACAAAAGGAACUAAAGCAUGUUGGUGGCAUGAUGCUUGUCAAACCAGCUUUAGACAUCUAGUAUAAUUAUAUUACCUUGGCAGAGAGCCACUCACUAUAAUGUAUCAAAAAUUCCAUAGCAGUGUCCCUUUUCUUAAUUUUAAAUAUACCCUUUUAGAUAAUUUGCAUGCAUUUUUCAUCUCUCGUAUUGUCAGCCAUACUUAAACACCAGAGGUUGUGGUGUGUACAUAGCAUCUAUUGAAAGUUACCUAUUUUUAUAAUAUUUGCACAACAGCUUGGCUAUCUCAGCAAAAAGGGCUUUUUCAACUUGAUUAGAAAUCCGCAAGUGAAGAUUCUAAAUGAGUAAGAUUCAGGUAAUUAAUAUAAUUCAGCACUUUAUUAUUGAUUCAGAGUAAAACUUAUUCAGGCACAUUAGCCCUACAAAUGUUUUUAAAUUUUUCUCAAGAGAAAAAAUUCUUUUGGGUUGAGUAAAGUACAACUUACUGCCAGGUCAGUGGUCAAGCACAGUGGACAUCAUUUGACUUGGCAUUUCUUUUCAGUGAUGGUCAGUAAACAUACCUAAUGUGGUGUGUUUUUUUUUUUUUUUUUUUAAACUACAGAAAUUCAGUGGGUUUUUCUGGACUUUCAUCAGAUUAUGAACUUGCAAAGGUGAUAGCAGAGGAAUUUCAAAAGCCAAAUUAAUGAUACUGAGGUGACUUGAACUUAGUGGUUUUUGUUUUGUUUUUUUUAUUUGAUUUUAAAAUAUUUUUGUCUUUGUUUCUGAAUUGCAUUGGUGAUGAGCACAUCCUUGACAGUGAGUAAAAAGGCAGUGCUUUCCUUACCUUUUGGCUGUUUAGGUAUUCUUUCUCUCCUUCUUCUCUUAGCUUCUGAAGGAAAGUGAAGCUGAGUGGCUGGGUCACCCUCAGAUCAUGAUGACUUUUAAACAGCCAGCAGUCAUGUCAGAAGCACUGUUUAUACAUAUUUCAAAGUUUGAAAACUGCAUUAAAAUAUAUUGAAACAAAUUUCUGUUUUGUCCCAUGGCACAUUUGCAUUGUUUGUAUGAAAAGCAAAGUUGAGUUAAUCUCACAAGCAUACAGUAGUACAUUUUGAUUCAAUUAUCUGAAUUUUUGAUUUAUAAUUAUUAAAACACAUGCAACACCAAUUGUUGAUUGUAAGAACAAGUUUCAUUACUUCAGUUUCUUAUUUUCAACAUUCUUCCUCUUUCACUUUCCAUUCUUCAAGAAGAUUUAAUUAAUAAUCAACACCACGCUGUACGAAUGAGCCACAACGUGGUUGGAACUCCAACAUGGAUAAUACAAAAAGAGAUUCUAGAACAUUAUUUUUUGUAUUCUAGAAUCUGUGCUGCUCUUCAUUAAUAGUUUACAUUUCUAACUUUAAAUGGGAUAAUGGAUAGCUAUAGUUAUUUUCUCCAAGAGUUUUGCCUUUGAGACUCCAGAACCAUGAUUUUUAAAAACAGGAAUACUGUGCUGCUAUUCAGGUGCUAACAAAAUUUCUGAAUUAGAAAACAUACCCAUGAGUUUUCUGGUUACAAAAACUUUAGGGAACACAUUAUUUUUUUUUUAAUAUAUAGUGAUCCAAUGAAAGUUGCCAAGUCUUAGUAUGAAAGUUUAUUCUACUGUUUGUUUUUAAAGAAAUGUAUGCAAAUAUCCUAAAGUAUGGGAGGGACUAAUCUCCUGUGCAUGUUUUCCCUGUAUAUCUACCAAUGUACCUCUAUCCUGACCUACAGCAAAUCUGUUGUUUCAAAUUUUGCAUGAGGCCACCUAAUGAACUUUUGUGAUCUCUGGGUAUUUAAACCUAGCUUCCAGAGGGUAAUGGCUGGCACAUUUAAACCUGUCUGCCGUUUAGCCGCCAACGUUCACAUUAUCUUCCUUAAUUUUUAUUUCACUUUCAAAUUAAAGCAGUCCAGACUCCGUUGGAAGGUAGUAAGUUAGGGUGCUGUGGGCUUUUAUUGAGCUUGUAAAUAAGGCUCUAAACUUAGUUGUCCACCAACUGAAACAAGGUUCUGAUUACUUUUUGUUCUUGGUCAUGUUACUCCUUUAAUACUGGGAAUGUAGUUAUCCUAGUGCAACGCAGUGAUGCAAAAAUGCAGCAGCACUGUUUGCUGGAAUUGAGGCAUGCUAAGGAACUAAAGGACCUUCAGAACAUGAUGAUUUAUUUUCUCUUCUCCUUUCUGUCAUUAUUUACUUAACACCCUCUUUCCCCUUCCCUCUGUUAUCUUCCUGUUACAUAUUUCUGUAACUGGAAUGUACUGUUCCAGAGGUACCAACCCAGUGCCACGUGUAUGUCAAGGACAUUACAUACAAUCUUAUGCAUUUUUGGGGUACAACACAUUUUAAAGUAUUUAAAUAGUCUACAGCAUGUUCCUAAGAAGAUGGGAUACCGAUACCCCUAAGGGGCCUGCUUGUUGAGAGAUGUGAAGGUGGAUUUUUUUAUACAUAUAUGCGCGCGCGCGCGCACACACACUCAAAGGAUUUUUUUUGUUCUUCAUCCCACUCAGUUUUCAUUGGAAUACUUCAGCCAGGGAGAUGAAAAUUACAGUGGUGUAAAAUGAAGCUUUCUUCUUCCCCCCUCGGAAUGUUACAGUUAAAUUUAUAUUUUUCUCUGUUGUUCCCAUCCUAAUAGCAAGUACUCUCAAUAUAUUUAUGCGAUCUUUGGUGGUUCUGACUGCUGUAGUACACAAAGUAAAGAUACUUCUUAAAGUAUCAGUGUGAUGGUGUUUCAGCAAAUGCAAAAGGUAGGCUUUCUGACAUUCAGAUGCUAAUUUUAAGUCAAUAUAGCGUCUGUGAAAGGGGCUGAACUGAAAGUCAUCUGUUUAUCUGCAGAUUGUGUACAGCAGUACUAAUGUAAGUUUUCCCUCUCUAUUCUAGCACUAAACAUCUUCCCUGAACUGGAGGACCAAAACAUUUGAGGGAUAGGGUAAUUUUUUAGUCUUCAUCCUUACUCAAUUCUUAGUGUCUCAGAUAGCAUUUUAAAUGGUUUUGUUGUGAUACAGACAUCCAUUCUCUAGCCACUUAAAUGAGACAGUGGAGUCAUUUCAUGUAGGUCACCAAAUAGCUGACAGAUGUUAAAUUCCAACCUGGUUUUGAGAUAUCAAUCCCAAUCUCUCAGCCAUCCAGUCUCAUUCCAAACCCAAUCUGCAACAGCUCUUGGUAGAAAAUAUAGGUAAAUAUUUCCUAGCUUCCAAAACAAUCCUCUGUUGAGAACUGCUUUUAAAACUGGUUGAAUGUUGUGGCAGACAUUCUACAAAAGGAUAAAAUCCUUAUUAGGAAAAACAUCUGUAUCACUUCAGUUUUCAUAUCAAUUGCAAAGUAAUAGUGGCUGUGUAUGUGACUACUUUAUGAUACAAAUUUACUAAAUGAUUUUUCAAAUGUAAGGAGUAGAAUGCUGACUGGAUUAUGUAAUUUUGACAAGUGAAUAUGAAGACAUUGUACUAAUGUUGAUCUUCUUUACUGUAAAGUCAAUUGACAGGGCAUGGUAAUUGGUAUUACAAAGUAAUUUUGUGGGAGAAGAGUUGAUGGCAGUACAUUGUAAAUGAGGGGAAGAGAUAAUCUGAUCUAGUUUGAAGGACACUAUUUUAUACUGUACAAAUCCCUUGGCUUCUGUAAAUGUGAAAAUAACUGUUGUAUGGAUUUGGACCCUUCGCUGAUGGCAAAGUGGAAAAGUGAUCGUUUACCUGAUUUUUAACUCAUUUUGUAUAAAUGUCCCAUCAUGUCACAGACUUCCUAUGCAGGCCUAGCUCAGUGUAUUGAAAUACUGCAAUUUCUUUUUUACGUGAAGUAAUUAAGCUUUAAUAUAAAUGUAAAAAGGGAAUAAACUUUUCUCUGCUCUUAAUCUCUUUAGGCUCCAAAAUGCAAAUUAAAUUAAAAUUGUUUUGGAGAACAAUUGGCUGAGUCUAUAUCUGUUUUCUUUAAGGGCUACUAUAGCAUCCCUAAGAAGGAGGGCAUUUUCUAUCAAGAUAAGAAUGGCUAAACACUGAUGCUACAGCUUUUGACAUUUCCUCCUGCUGCUAUUUAAUGAGUGUAUCCAAAAGGAAACUAAACAUGACUGCUGUCUGUAAUGGAACUGUUUGAGUUCAGAAUACAGGCAGCGUGGGGAAAAAAUAACUUCAAGUUUCCAAAAGACAUUGUAGCUGAUGGAGAGAAAGUACACAAAAUUAACAGACGGUUAAUAGUGCCACUUUAAAUGUUAAAUAUUACAUCUGCUUAUGUUUACAGCAUAACCAAACCUAAUUAGCAGUUUUCAGAACAAACUUUUUAGGAAAACUCAUAAUAUGUCACCAAAAUCUCGCACCCUAAACAUAAACUGGAAUGAAAACAUAGAUUUGUUUUUCUGUUGCUUGUGAUUGGUUGUCAUUUCUUACCAUUGGCACAAAAGUCUUUGUUUAUGCUUUCAGCCAUGUUCAGUGCACCAUCUAUCUAAGUCAUGUCCAUCCUCCUCUGAUGGUUUUUCCUUUAGCAUUUCCCCCUCUCCACUCCACCCCUUGCCCGCCCCGGGAAAAUAAAACAUGGUUUUAACAUGAGCCAAAUAGGAAAUAUUGAAGUGGAAAAUAAAACAAAUGUUUAUAUAAACUUGUAUUCUUAGCUAGAUUGAUGAUUAGUCUUAUGGUCUGAUGGAUAAUGAGAGAACUUAUAUUAGUAGAAAGAAUCUGGAAGUGGGACCUUGCUGCUGCUGGGCCGUGUUUAGGGGUGGAGAGCAGUUUUUGAGCAACUUGCCACUUCCAGCCUUGCUACAGCAGACUUUUAGAUGGCUGUGCUAAUUUGUACAAAUCAAAGUUAGAGUUGAAAAAUUAGAAUUGGAUCAUGCUGUCAAUUCCUUCUGCCAGCGUAGCAUGUAGUUACUGAUUGGAGGAUGUAUCAGAUAUACUGAACAUGUCUAUCCUGUGACUUCACUGUAAGACCAGGCUUCCUCAAUCUAUAAAUUUACUUCAUUAAUUUCACAUGCAUAGUCUCUUGGG
Messenger RNA from Dermochelys coriacea (leatherback sea turtle), 8171 nucleotides. RefSeq names its product fem-1 homolog C (gene FEM1C). Gene Ontology annotation, molecular function: protein binding. Lineage: Eukaryota; Metazoa; Chordata; Testudines; Dermochelyidae. The transcript is spliced from 3 exons. The record is from RefSeq and is a predicted model, not a curated record. The coding region runs from base 383 to 2236 and encodes 617 amino acids.